UUUCUGACAAUCAUUAUUAAAAACAUAAGUCAAUGUUUUUUGAACAAAAAAGUGAUUUUGAUGAUUGUAUAUGGCACAUAGCAUAGCAUGUUCCCUCGCACAGUGGAUUAAAUAAUUUGCCGUCAUCGAAAAACGCCACCACCAAAACCAGACAAAAACGCCAUAACCGCCGAUCACCCCUUCCCAGCAAAACUACAAGCUGAUAUUUAAUUGAUGCAGCAUAAAACCAAAGAAUCAUUUAAAGAAUAAAGACAGAUACUAUGUUGAUGCAAACUAUGCGGUAGCAUCAAAUGCACGAAUUCCUUCACGCCAUGCCCACCACGUGUCACCUUUGACGCUCGAUAAAUUCAUCCAGAUAGCCCUCAAUUUUCCCUCCACUGCUGCCUCAUCCCAUCCCCAUCCCUAUCCACACACACUCCUACGUGUUUUCUGUGUCAGCUUUUCGUUUCCCGGUCUUCCUUGAAUCGCGGUCCAACUCUACCAGAUACAGAUAAUAUUGGGGGCUUUAGAUACACUCCAUCUGUAUCUGUGUGUAUAUAUAUAUAUAGAUGUGCUGGCUAUUUUUUCUUUUUUUUAUAGUUGAGUAGGGAGUGGACUUAUUCAGAUAUAUAGAUACAUAUUUUUUUGUGUACGUAUAGGUUGGUUGUUUGCGAUGGAUCACGCGGCGGAUGCUCACCGGACGGAUUUGAUGACCAUAACGCGCUACGUGUUGAACGAGCAGUCCAAGCACCCGGAAUCGCGCGGCGACUUCACCAUCUUGCUCAGUCAUAUUGUUCUCGGCUGCAAGUUCGUUUGCACUGCGGUUAACAAGGCUGGUUUGGCGAAGCUCAUAGGACUUGCCGGAGAGAUGAAUGUGCAGGGUGAAGAGCAGAAGAAACUGGAUGUGCUCUCAAAUGAAGUCUUUGUGAAGGCGUUAGUCAGCAGUGGCCGAACUUCCAUCCUUGUGUCCGAAGAGGAUGAAGAGGCAACAUUUGUGGAACCAUCCAAGCGUGGAAAGUACUGUGUUGUGUUCGACCCAUUGGAUGGAUCAUCCAACAUCGACUGUGCUGUUUCUAUUGGAACUAUAUUUGGGAUUUAUGUACUCAAUGACGGAGUUGAUCCAAAGAUAGAAGAUGUCUUGCAGCCUGGGAAGAAUAUGGUAGCUGCAGGCUACUGCAUGUAUGGAAGCUCUUGCAUGUUUGUUCUUAGUACUGGACAAGGAGUUAACGGGUUCACACUCGAUCCAUCUCUUGGAGAAUUCAUAUUGACUCACCCAGAUGUUAAGAUUCCCAAGAAAGGAAAAAUUUAUUCUGUGAACGAAGGAAAUGCCAAGAACUGGGACGGACCAACCGCAAAGUAUGUGGAAAAAUGCAAGUUUCCCACAGAUGGAUCGCCAGCUAAAUCUCUGAGAUACGUUGGAAGCAUGGUAGCUGAUGUCCACCGCACAUUGCUCUAUGGAGGCAUAUUUUUGUACCCAGCUGAUAAGAAAAGCCCAAAUGGGAAACUACGGGUACUCUACGAAGUCUUCCCUAUGUCGUAUCUGAUGGAACAAGCCGGUGGACAAGCAUUUACAGGGAAACAACGAGCGCUGGACUUGGUUCCUACAAAGAUACACGAGCGUUCGCCCAUAUUCAUUGGUAGCUAUGACGAUGUUGAGGAGAUCAAAGCUUUGUACGCUGCUGAACCCCAAAAAUAAUCAACUUAAAUAUUGAAGGUGAAUUUGAAAACAUGGUCUCAAUGAAAGUUGUAGAUCCUCGCGAUACGAAUCCGUCGGUGCAAAUGGAUAACAAAUUGGAGUUCGGAUGAGCGAGAUAUGACCAAAAUAAUUCGUGCAGUAGUAAAUAGUGGUCUGUAGGAUUCUGCGAAUUUUUGAAAUUUCACGAAUUGUCGAGUUUUGUAUUGUAUUUAUCCCCUAUGCCUAUAUAUAUGUCAUUUUGUUGGCCUAUUA
Molecule: messenger RNA, 1927 nt
Organism: Salvia miltiorrhiza (redroot sage)
Lineage: Eukaryota; Viridiplantae; Streptophyta; Magnoliopsida; Lamiales; Lamiaceae
Product: fructose-1,6-bisphosphatase, cytosolic
Exons: 13
Coding region: 653-1675 (340 amino acids)
Biological process (GO): fructose 6-phosphate metabolic process; fructose 1,6-bisphosphate metabolic process; sucrose biosynthetic process
Cellular component (GO): cytoplasm; cytosol
Molecular function (GO): fructose 1,6-bisphosphate 1-phosphatase activity
Source: RefSeq, a predicted model, not a curated record